AUGAAGUGAGUUGGUUUCAUCCCUAUAUUGCAUCAAUUAAAUCUGUUUUUUUUUUCAGAGAUUUUGUCAAAAAAGAAGAACCCGCAUUCGAAGAGGAAGAUGCACACGUUCUGAAUGACGACGUUCCAGCUGGACCUCUUCCCGAGCUGCCACAGUAAAAUUCCGAUCGAUUUGGCCGCCUUGCACAUCUCCGUUUUGCAGAAUACUUGCCCGUAAGCGGAAAUUGGUGAAAAGGCGCACAGUGGGCCGGAAAACCCGGAGGAAGACAAAGAAAAGCAAGACAGGAACAAAACGGAGGAAAGGGACAAAAAAAAGACGGAAAAGUACAAAGAAGUCAGUAGCAGAGGGAGCCGGGAAGAUCGGAAGAGCGAGGCGAGGACGAGUCAAAGAAGAGAAGCUUCAUAUCCGACAAAAGUAAAAUUUUAUUUGAAAAUUAGUCAAACGUUGGGAAAACAGAGUUUUGAAUCCGACACGACUGUUUUUUUCUAAACGAGUGAUUAUUUUGCAGCGAUGACGUCAUAGUUCUGGAUGAAGAAGAUAUGAAAAAAGAGGCGCCGUCACCACCGCCACCUCCCAAGCCAACGUGGGAACAUCCGUACAUCAUGUUUUAAUACUGAACAUUUCGUUUCUCAGACCAUCCAACAUCUUGGAUCAGAUCAUGUUCGCUCAAGAGAAGGAGUUUGGCGUCGUGAAUCCCAACGUGAAUGCCUCCAAAUCCAAAACUCUUCCGAACGGUCGACGGAGCGUAUGGUGCGUUGAAUUUGAAAGAAACUUGAGACGAUAAAAGUUAUUUAACCACUUUUGACAUGAAAAUAGGUAUAUAUAGUGAUCACGGGCCGAUUUUGGCCAAAAUAUGCCUUUUAUUCAAAUACAUAUUUCGGGAGUUCCAAGUCGAGACCAUGUAAUCCCAUCGGGCUGAGACUUGGACCCAAUAUGCUUUGAUCCUAGUCCGAGAAGACCGCAAAUUUUGGGUCGGAUAGGAAUAUUGCAAGUAAUUUAAAAGCCCAGGCUAAUUGCCCAGCCCUGAAGCUCACUAUGUUUUCACAUUUCACAAAACCACACGUAAACCUUCACUGCUUUUUUGAAGCAAUGAGUUCUUUUACUCCGCCAGUUCUCAUUCCCUGUAUCAUUGUAGCUUCAAAUCUUUGGCGUUUUGGCCAGGCUUUGUCCAAAACGACGCAGAGCACGCUUCCGCUUAUUCCGAUUUGGAACAGUUCAAUGAAACUUAUCUGAUUGGAUUCUAGUUUUUCGCUUCAAAACUUUUGACACUAAAUUCUGUUAUUCUUUUCAUAAAUGAGUUUUUUUGCAGGUAG
Messenger RNA from Caenorhabditis sp. 36 PRJEB53466, 1313 nucleotides. The record is from the annotation of a GenBank genome assembly. NCBI's taxonomy places the organism in Eukaryota, Metazoa, Nematoda, Chromadorea, Rhabditida, Rhabditidae.